CGUCAAUUACUUCCGCCCGGAAUCGACCUAGGAUUCUGGGCGUCAGCUACUUCCGUCCGGAGUGGACAGCGGCCUGGAGAUGUGCGGGCCCUGAGAUCUCCUUUCCCUCCCCGCUCCCCGGAAGAGGACCCCCGCCCCGGGUCCCUUCGGACGGGGUUGCCGGGGGAAGCGCGCUCCUGGCCGUUUAAGACCCCGGCCUGGGGCUGGUGUGGGAGGCGGGGCCUUCCGGACCAGGCUGGCGGGCCGACCGCCGGGAGCUUGAGGAAGGAGGGAGGGAGGGAAGGAAGGAAGGAAGGAAGGACGGACCAGGCCCUACCGCCAACUCCACCCUAAGUCCCGGCCCCGCCGCGCCUUUCUCGGGCUCCGGGGCCCGCGACCACGAUGGAGUUCGCGGAGCUGAUCAAGACUCCGCGAGUGGACAACGUGGUGCUGCACCGGCCUUUCUACUCGGCUGUGGAAGGGACGCUGUGCCUGACCGGCCAUCACCUGAUCUUGUCCUCCCGGCAGGAUAACACGGAAGAGCUGUGGCUGCUUCAUUCCAACAUCGACUCCAUCGAGAAGCGGUUUGUGGGAUCAGUGGGCACCAUAAUCAUAAAAUGCAAAGAUCUACGGAUUAUUCAGUUGGACAUUCCUGGAAUGGAAGAAUGUUUGAAUAUUGCAAGUUCCAUUGAGGCUUUGUCAACCUUGGACUCCAUAACUCUGAUGUAUCCUUUCUUUUACCGACCCAUGUUUGAAGUGGUAGAAGAUGGCUGGCAUACGUUUCUUCCUGAGAGAGAAUUUGAGCUCUUCUCCACAGUUACCAGUGAAUGGAGGCUGAGCUAUGUCAAUAAGGAUUUUACUGUCUGCUCCUCUUACCCUCCAAUUGUUACUGUGCCCAACUGCAUUGAUGAUGAGGCUCUCAGGAAAGUGGCUACAUUCCGUCAUGGUGGGCGCUUCCCAGUACUUAGUUAUUAUCAUAAAAAAAAUGGAAUGGUGAUAAUCCGGAGUAGUCAGCCACUCACAGGCACCAAUGGGAGACGGUGCAAGGAAGAUGAAAAACUUAUAAAUGCUACCCUUCGCGCAGGAAAACGAGGCUACAUUAUUGAUACCCGAUCUCUAAAUGUGGCUCAACAAGCUAGAGCUAAAGGAGGUGGUUUUGAGCAGGAGGCUCAUUAUCCUCAGUGGAGACGCAUUCACAAGUCCAUUGAGAGGUAUCAUAUUCUUCAGGAGAGCUUGAUAAAACUUGUAGAAGCCUGUAAUGACCAAUCACAUAACAUGGAUCGGUGGCUUAGCAAAUUAGAGGCUUCUAAUUGGUUGACUCACAUCAAAGAGAUUUUAACCACUGCCUGUCUGGCUGCUCAGUGUAUCGACAGGGAAGGAGCAUCGGUAUUGAUUCAUGGAACAGAGGGAACUGAUUCUACGCUCCAGGUUACCUCCCUGGCCCAGAUCAUCUUAGAACCAAGAUGUAGGACCAUCCGUGGUUUUGAGGCUCUUGUGGAGAGAGAGUGGCUACAAGCAGGCCAUCCCUUCCAGCAGCGCUGUGCCCAGUCGGCAUACUCCAACAGUAAGCAGAAGUGGGAAGCACCUGUGUUUUUUCUUUUCUUAGACUGCGUGUGGCAAAUCUUGCGCCAGUUCCCUUGCUCCUUUGAAUUUAACGAACACUUCCUCAUCUUGCUGUUUGAGCACGCUUAUGCCUCACAGUUUGGGACAUUCUUGGGCAACAAUGAAAGUGAAAGGUGUAAAUUGAAAUUACAGCAGAAAACCAUGUCUCUGUGGUCCUGGGUUAACAGACCCAGUGAACUGAGCAAAUUCAUUAAUCCUCUUUUUGAAGCCAAUAGCCUUGUCAUCUGGCCUUCAGUUGCUCCACAGAGUCUUCAGUUAUGGGAAGGUGUAUUCCUACGAUGGAACAGAUCCUCCAAGUAUCUGGAUGAAGCCUAUGAGGAAAUGAUUAAUAUAAUUGAAUAUAACAAGGAAUUACAGGCAAAAGUAAAUACCCUUAGAAGGCAAUUGGCAGAGCUAGAAACAGAAGAUGGGAUGCAGGAAAGCCCCUAAGAUAUCCCUUUAUGGCCCUACAGUUGGAACCUUUUCCAUCUCUUUCCUUCCCUUUAAGCCUUCUCCUGUUUUCCUGUAGUUCAUCUUUACACUGAAGCUUGGAAUAUGUUUAAAUGGUGGGACUGAUCUGAUGUAAUAGAUUUCUCAACACCUCACUGAUGAAAUCUAUAACCAUUACUUACUUACCUUACAUAAGGCCUCUUAGGUUGCUUCACUUUGGGGAAAAGAGGAGGGUGAUAGUCAUUCUAGUUGACAUUUAAGUGGUGGCAUGUUUCCUGCCAUUCCUACUACAGACUGCUCAUACUUCAAUGUAAGCUUAAGCUUAUCCAUUUUAAUUUAAAUUUUAUAUGGAUGGCCAGCUGUGGACAAAGACAAAAGUCCAUUUAAUUCAAGGAUUAGAUCUGGCUUUUGUUUUUUUGUCUUGAUAUCAGACUUCUGUAUGCUUCAGGUGCAAAAACAUGGGUUUUCAAGGCUUGUUUUAUUUAAACAUCUUUUCAAACAAUGGCCUUUGUCUUAUAAAAAUGGGUUUGCAUCUUCUUUUUAACAUCAUUCCCACUGACAAAGCUAAAUUUAUUCUACAUUCAGUUUAUACAGUAAUGUCAUCAUUUCAUUGUAGUAGGACUAUUGCCUUUCAGAGAUAAGCCAGGUAGUCUGAUGGGAUUCCACUUAAGAAUUAAAUUUAUUGAACUGUAAACACUAAAUCAGAGUUGGAAGAAUGUGCAAUAUUGACAUUAAGUCGGGGGGGGGGGGGUUGUUUUGUUUUUUUAAGUUUCUUGGCCAUACUUUCUAGAAGCGAACAUAAUAUAUGAGGGUCAGAAAAGAAAAAUAUCAUUUGGAAGAGGUCAUAAUUUACAUUUUAAAAAAUGGUUACCUUUAACCAGAGAUGCACUGCCCUUGUCUGAUGUUCUCAUUGCACUGGGUUUUUGCCUUUCUUUUUUUUAUUUUU
Molecule: messenger RNA, 2977 nt
Organism: Dromiciops gliroides (monito del monte)
Lineage: Eukaryota; Metazoa; Chordata; Mammalia; Microbiotheria; Microbiotheriidae
Gene: MTMR9
Product: myotubularin related protein 9
Exons: 10
Coding region: 382-2031 (549 amino acids)
Biological process (GO): negative regulation of autophagy
Source: RefSeq, a predicted model, not a curated record